Messenger RNA from Durusdinium trenchii, 543 nucleotides. The record is from the annotation of a GenBank genome assembly. Lineage: Eukaryota; Dinophyceae; Suessiales; Symbiodiniaceae.
AUGGCUUCAGGUCCUCGGAGCCAGAUUGGCGGUUUCAUCACAGACCCCACCGGCAGAUCCUUCUGGUUUAGUGAGCUGUUUCUUUGGGACGAUUUUCAAGCUUUGCAUCUUGACCUCAAACCGGAUUUGCAAAAAAGCAUCACGUGCCUAGAAACCUUGGCACAGAUAGCUUUGCUUUUGAUGACAUCCAAGUAUUUCCCAGGGCAUCGAAUGCCAAUUUGCUUGAAAUCGCUUUCGGACAACACAGGCGCCGAAGCCUCGAGUAACAAGCUUUUCAGCGUGAACCGGCCUUUGUGUUACUUCUUGGAACGUCUUUGUCUUUUGAGUGCUCAGACAAACAUGGAAAUCGACGUGGGACACAUCCCUGGACAUGACAAUGUCCUUGCCGAUAACCUGAGUCGCUGGGAUUUCAAUUCCUCGCCCCCGGGUGGCAUGCAGCUCAGCGAUCGAGUUCGCAUGCCACUGAAAGAACUUUGGCGAGAUCACCAGAAACCUGGCGUCUUUCCACCUGAGUGUCAUGUACCCUGGCCUUUGCCGAAGUAG